This is a messenger RNA of Fundulus heteroclitus (mummichog), 1193 nucleotides long. Its product is annotated as proteasome activator complex subunit 1. Gene Ontology annotation, cellular component: cytoplasm; nucleoplasm; proteasome activator complex. Gene Ontology annotation, biological process: regulation of G1/S transition of mitotic cell cycle; regulation of proteasomal protein catabolic process; positive regulation of endopeptidase activity. Lineage: Eukaryota; Metazoa; Chordata; Actinopteri; Cyprinodontiformes; Fundulidae. The transcript is spliced from 11 exons. The coding region runs from base 256 to 1017 and encodes 253 amino acids. Gene Ontology annotation, molecular function: endopeptidase activator activity. The record is from RefSeq and is a predicted model, not a curated record.
CAAUCCCCACAAUGCACCGCGACAGCCCGCAGCGAAGCGAGGAAAGUACGUUGCUGUCCCAAAAUGCGCUCUACUUUCGUUUUCGCUUUUUAUGCUGAGUAACUCCGAGCGCUUUCCGUGUUCUGCAAGGCGUCGAGUUACACGGUGAAAAACGCGUAUUUCCCCCUUUUCUCAGCCGCUUCUGCCGAAGCUCAAAUCUUUCCAGACGCCUGUUAAUAAUAAUAAUUAAAAAAAGUUGUCGUCUAAAGAGCGGACAUGUCUUCUCCGGGUAUUCAGCUCGAGUCGAAGAAACAGGUGGAUGACUUCUGCCAAAAGCUCUCCAAGGAGGCAGAGCAGCUGCUGUCUAAGUUUUUCCCUGAGAAGAUUGAACAGCUGCAGAUGCUCCUGAAGACAUCUUUCAGCUGCGACGACCUGGCGUCCCUGAAGGCCCCGCUGGACAUCCCCAUACCGGAUCCUGCCAAAGAGGAGGCCAAACGCAAGAAGAAGGAGGAGAAGGAGGCGAAGGAGGGGAAGGAAGGGAAGAAGGACAAAGACGGCGAUAAAGAGGAGGAGGAUUCAGGGCCUCCUUGUGGUCCCAUCUGCAGCAACGAGAGAGUGGAGAGUCUUUUGAACGAGGUCAAACCUGAGAUCCAGACUCUGAAGGAGAAGCUCAACACAGUGUCCAUGUGGGUGCAGCUGCAGAUUCCUAGGAUCGAAGAUGGUAACAACUUUGGAGUGGCUGUACAGGAGAAGGUGUUUGAGCUGCUGACCAACACGCGCACCAAGAUCGAAGCAUUCCAGACUCAGAUUUCAAAGUAUUACAGCGAGAGAGGCGACGCUGUGGCCAAGGCCUCCAAACAACCCCACGUGGGAGACUACAGACAGCUGGUUCACGAACUGGACCUGUACCAGUACAACGAGCUGCGUCUGGUGGUCCUGGACAUCCGCAACACAUACGCGGUGCUGUUUGACAUCAUUAACAAGAACUAUGACAAGAUUAAAAAGCCCAGAGGAGACGGGAAAGCUCUCAUCUACUGAGACCGCCGACAGGCUCUUUUGUCGUUUUUGUUUUUUUUUAAAGCAAAUUACUGCUACUGUUGUGUAACACUGAUUAAGUUCCCAAACCGCUGUCCUGACAGAAAUGAUCUCCUUUUCUCUCGCAGUGCUGCAUGCAUUUUGUCUCAGAUUGCAAAAAUAAAGCAACUGGAUUCUUA